Messenger RNA from Desarmillaria tabescens, 2270 nucleotides. RefSeq names its product Not1 N-terminal domain, CCR4-Not complex component-domain-containing protein. Gene Ontology annotation, cellular component: CCR4-NOT core complex; P-body; nucleus. Gene Ontology annotation, biological process: nuclear-transcribed mRNA poly(A) tail shortening; regulation of DNA-templated transcription. The transcript is spliced from 12 exons. The coding region runs from base 68 to 2167 and encodes 699 amino acids. The record is from RefSeq and is a predicted model, not a curated record. Lineage: Eukaryota; Fungi; Basidiomycota; Agaricomycetes; Agaricales; Physalacriaceae.
ACCUUCUUUCACCUAGCUUGACCACCCGUACAACUCGCACAGCUCAGGAUAUUCGCGUGUGUUCGCCAUGGCGGCACGGAAACUUCAAACCGAAAUCGACCGCACCUUGAAAAAGGUCUCCGAAGGUGUCGACCUCUUCGAGAGUAUAUACGAGAAGAUGCAGGCCUCGACAAACCAGACUCAGAAGGAGAAGCUCGAAAUGGACCUCAAGACGCAGAUAAAGAAGUUGCAGCGGCUACGGGACCAGAUCAAGACUUGGGUGGCCAGCAACGACAUUAAAGACAAGUCACAGCUAUUGGAGAACCGGAAGUUGAUUGAAACGCAAAUGGAAAAAUUCAAAGCCUGCGAGAAAGAGAUGAAGACGAAAGCGUUCUCUACAAUUGGUCUCAUACAAGCCGCGAAGCUGGACCCUAAGGAACAGGAGAAGGAAGAGGAGACCUUAUGGCUACAAGGCAAAGUCGAAGAGCUUCAGAUGCAAAUUGAGCAGGCGGAGGCAGAGAUCGAGGCUCUGCAAGGCGCAGGUAAAAAGAGAGGGAAAGCAUCGUCAACUGCUGGUCGCUUGGAGGAGCUCGAGCAUCUAAAUGAACGACGGAAAUGGCACGUCAGUCGGCUGGAGCUUGUUUUACGGCUCCUACAGAACGGAUCCCUGACAACAGAGAAAGUCGCAGAGCUUCAUGAAGAUGUGUCAUAUUUCGUGGAAAGCAAUACGGAAGAAGACUUCGAUGAAGAUGAGGGCAUAUAUGACGAACUCAAUCUAGACGAAGAGGAAGAGAAAUUCGGUCUGCCUGCGGGCGAUGACGACGACAGCGACGAAUCAGAUGGACACAGCGAAGUGGACCUACCGCCAAGAACGCCGAAGAAAUACGAUGAGGAAAGCGUCGCAAGCAGCAAACAACACGAAAGUCCAAUAUUAAAGAAGUCGACAAUACAGCUACGGAAACAAUCUGUGGACAUAGCAAAGCCUCCACCUCCAAAUCCGAAUUUUGCUCAGCAGCCUAUGUCGAGUAUAGUGAAGGCGGGCUUGCCUACACCUCGGCCGGUAGCUACACUACCGCCCAUACGGUAUGCAACAGCUGCUGCGGCUGCAGUAGCACCACUACCUCCGCCGCCAUCAGCGCCAGCGACGACAGUAGUGCCGCCUCCAACAUCAAAUGUUCCUCCGUUGUCGGCCGUUCCUCCAAUAUCAUCGCACUCGGAACAGGCUACUCUAUCGUCACCAAGCUUGACGCAUCCAUCUGUAACGAGCCCCAUGUUAUCAUCCGCUGCUUCACAGCAGCCCGAUGGGUCAUUCUAUUCCAGUCAGGAAUCGCCGGCGGUGUCAGAAGCCGUACCAAGUUCAAUUGACGGCCCUGCAGCCACAUCUUCGCCUCAAAGGAUGUUAGCGACGCGAAUAGAGUCCGCGUCUGAAUCCAAGGCGGCUGCCCAGUCACCCAGCGCAUCGCAUGCACUAGCAGUCUCCUCUGACCAGACCGCUAAUGGCUCAGCGCAGACGCAAGCACAACCUUCACCUCUGCCGCAGCAGGUUCAACAAGCGCCUGGACCCUCGAUGUCUGGUUCGUCACCUUUGCCUUCACAAGCGAAAGCACCGCAGUUUCCUCCUGGCGUCAAAGUCCCGGCCGAGACAGUCUCUGCGCAACAGCAACACAGGCCAUCGGCCGCUCCGGGUGCCUUCCCUGGCUCCCUUUCAGAUUUAGUAGUGUCGUUUGAGAGUGUGAAGCAGAAAGCUCUGCGUGUGCCGAACAAUGAUAACGUGCACAAGAUGCUCGAGGGUGGUUAUUCAAGCAUGCCUCAGCCACAGGACACUGAGAAACCUAAAUACUAUGUCCCAAGAACACCUUACCAGACAGCGUCGUAUUACCCCCAGACACCGCAUCCUCUGCUGAGUACUCCUGCCAUAUUUUCGCAGCUAGAUGUGGAGACGCUGUUUUACGUGUUCUACUUCCUCCCAGGGACAUAUCAACAAUAUCUUGCGGCUAAGGAACUGAAGCGUCAGUCAUGGCGAUUCCAUGUCAAGUAUCUGACUUGGUUCCAACGACACUCCGAACCCCAAGCUAUAACGGAAGAGUAUGAACAAGGAGUCUACGUGUACUUUGACUGGGAAGGGUCAUGGUGUCAAAGGAAGAAGAGCGAUUUCCGCUUCGAGUAUCGCUAUCUCUCGGAAGAGUGAUCAUGAUUCCUCAUUUUUCUUGACCUUUUAGGCCAAGGUGCUUUAUUCGCGUUGACAUAUAUAUAUCAACCUCAUUGUAUCUCAUGAAUGAGACGGACGCGCA